AAAUUGCCUGCGGGAGAGAAAAUGCAGAACGGCGGCGGGACCCCCCGCUUUCCCCGAGGCCGCAGCCAAGCCGAGCCGCCCCACGGCUCCAGGAAACAACCGAGCGGCUCCUGCUCUCGCCGCGGCCUAGUUAGCCCCUCCUCCCCUGCUGCUUCGUCUUCUCCGCCUUUCGCCUAAAAAAACCAACAACACACAAAAAACCACGCCAUAUAUCCGGGAUAAGCGAGGCAUGCUCUUUGCUCAGCAAUGCUUCAGCUACCUUGGCACUAGAACAUCACUACUGAAGAUUACUUACCCUUUGAGAUACUUCAGGGUUUCAUCCUCUCCUACCAUGACCUUCAAGCACAAAAAUGCAAAACGAAUUGAAGGGCUGGAUAGCAAUGUGUGGGUGGAAUUUACAAAAGUUGCUGCAGAUCCCUCAAUUGUUAAUCUGGGACAAGGACUUCCAGAUAUAUCUCCUCCUAACUAUGUUAAAGAAGCAUUAGCCAAAGCAUCCUCUGUGGAUAUGCUGAACCAGUACACCCGGGGUUUUGGACAUCCUUCGUUGGUGAAAGUCUUGUCCCAAGUGUAUGAAAAAGUUUGUGGAAGAAAGAUUGAUCCAUACACUGAUAUCCUGGUGACAGUAGGGGGAUAUGGAUCUCUGUUCAGUGCAGUGCAGGGACUCGUUGAAGUAGAAGAUGAAGUGAUAAUAAUAGAACCCUUCUUUGACUGUUAUGAGCCAAUGGUGAGGAUGGCAGGAGCCAAGCCUGUUUUUAUACCCUUGAGAUACAGACCUGCAGCUGGAGAGACUGCAUCUAGUGCGGACUGGGUCUUGGAUCCUGCUGAACUUGCAAGUAAAUUUAAUUGCAAGACGAAAGCUAUUAUAUUGAAUAACCCUCACAAUCCUAUAGGAAAGGUCUAUACGAAAGAAGAGCUCCAGAUAAUUGCUGAUCUCUGUAUUAAAUACGACACCCUGUGCAUCAGUGAUGAAGUAUAUGAAUGGCUGGUAUACACUGGCAAUAAACACAUUAAGAUAGCUACUUUGCCUGGAAUGUGGGAAAGAACAGUAACUGUAGGAAGUGCUGGGAAAACAUACAGUGUAACUGGUUGGAAGCUUGGCUGGUCUGUUGGUCCCCAACAUCUGAUAAAGCAUUUGCAGGUGGUUCAACAAAAUACACUCUAUACAUGCCCAACUCCGUUACAGGAAGCUGUGGCACAAGCCUUUUUGAUAGACUUGAAGCGCAUGGAUGACCCAGAGUGCUACUUCUAUUCUUUGCCUAGAGAGCUGGAAGACAAACGGAACCGAAUGGCUCGCAUGCUCCUGGGAGUUGGGCUGAAACCUGUUGUUCCAGAGGGAGGAUACUUUAUGAUUGUCGACGUGUCUACAUUAAAUGUAGAUCUGUCUGACAUGGAAAAAGAUAAACCUUAUGAUUAUAAAUUUGUUAAAUGGAUGAUAAAAUCUAAGAAACUGUCAGCUAUUCCUCUCACCUCCUUUUGCGGCCCUGAGACCAAAGAACAGUUUGAAAAGUACAUACGGUUUUGCUUCAUCAAAAAAGACAGCACAUUGGAUGCAGCAGAAGUGAUCCUGAAGAACUGGAAGAAACAUUGACCCAGAACUUAACCUCUUCUGCCAUUUCUAAAAAUAUAUGCUCAGUCAUACAUUUAUAACUAGACCUAGAAUUUCACAUUUCAGGUUACGCUUUCUAAAUUGCACUGUGCUGCCAUCUGCUGGAUAUUUAAUAUUAAUCAUGUGAUCCAAAAUACUAGUUUUGACAUUGUAAAAAUUAUAGUCUGCUUUCCAAAAUAUUCAGUGGAAACCUUUUCCAGCAAUCUUCUUUUCUUCUUUCCUAAACACACUGAAGUAAAAUUUGUGCAGGCUACAUCCA
Messenger RNA from Lacerta agilis (Sand lizard), 1865 nucleotides. RefSeq names its product kynurenine aminotransferase 3 (gene KYAT3). Gene Ontology annotation, cellular component: cytoplasm; mitochondrion. The record is from RefSeq and is a predicted model, not a curated record. Gene Ontology annotation, biological process: biosynthetic process. Lineage: Eukaryota; Metazoa; Chordata; Lepidosauria; Squamata; Lacertidae. Bases 230 to 1588 code for a protein of 452 amino acids. Gene Ontology annotation, molecular function: L-kynurenine:2-oxoglutarate transaminase activity; pyridoxal phosphate binding. The transcript is spliced from 14 exons.